AUGGGCAACCUCCUCUCCUCGCUGCUGCCGGCGCGCGCCCAGAAGCGCCUGAACCGGCUGUGGGCGAACGGCUAUUGGCUGUGCAGCAACGUCGCCUGGAUGGCGGCGACCGCCGCCAUCACGCUCGCUGCCCCAGUCAUUUUCCACUACGAGAAAGAGUGUCAGCUCUUCGAGACGCAGGCGCAGUUCUACCAGCAGCAGCAGGCGCUUCUCAGCGCCGGAGUGACGGGUGCUGCAGCCGCUGCCGGAGCGCCCCCCGCCGUCUAA
Molecule: messenger RNA, 267 nt
Organism: Besnoitia besnoiti
Lineage: Eukaryota; Apicomplexa; Conoidasida; Eucoccidiorida; Sarcocystidae
Exons: 1
Coding region: 1-267 (88 amino acids)
Source: RefSeq, a predicted model, not a curated record